Adineta steineri is the source of this 1032-nucleotide messenger RNA. Lineage: Eukaryota; Metazoa; Rotifera; Eurotatoria; Adinetida; Adinetidae. The record is from the annotation of a GenBank genome assembly.
AUGACUGGCGAAUACAGACUAACAGUACCACGUGACUUUCUCUGUCCGAUAACUCGAGAAAUUAUGGAGGAUCCUGUAGUACUUAUUGAAGAUGGUCGUUCAUAUGAAUUAUAUGCUAUAGAACGUUGGUUACGCGAUAAUAAUUCUUCACCAAUGACAAAUAAACCUUUGACUGACCGUCGUUAUAUACCUAAUUUUAAUUUAAAAAAUGCUAUAGAAGAAUUCUGUGCUCAACAAGAAUUAGUUUCAGCUACGAAUAGAUUUCUUUCGUUCAAUAUUCAUUAUGGUCGAAUACCUACUGAAUGGGAAGAAAAACCUAUGCUUAAAAUUCGUAUUAGUCUUCUUGGUGGUUCAAAUGUUGGCAAAACUACUCUUGCUCGUUAUCUUCAAUAUGGUGAAAAGGCUAAUUUCGUACAUUUAAGAUCUACAUCAACCAUUGGACCUGAUCUUAUUUUUUUUUAUUUGGAUCAAUUAUAUGAAGACAGAUAUGUUAUCAUUAUUCAAUUGACUGAUAUUCCUGGAAUGGAAAGAUAUGAAUCAUGUUGUGAUAAUCAUUUUCGAAGUUGUCAUGGUGCACUUUUAAUUACGGAUUCAACAGAUAUUGAUACACUUGAACGUAUUGAACUUUAUUGGUAUGAACAAUUACAUACGAAAGGAAAAGAACAUGUAGAAACUACACUUGUUUGUAAUAAAAUUGAUUUAUUCGAAGAAAAUUGUGAUGAUACAUAUAGAAGUAUAUAUUUGGAACGUGCAGAACAUUUUUCAUCAUCACAUAGUAUGACUAUCUGUCAUGUAUCUGCAUUACGUGGUGAUAAUAUUCAAGUUAUGUUUAAACAAUUGAUAUUACGUAUUUUACAGAAUAAAACAUUAUUAAAACAGAUUACAACAAAUAAUGAUCUUAUAUAUGAUACAUCGUCGACCAAGAAAGACAAAAUACAAAAGACAUCAACUAUUCAACUUUUGAAUAGUAGAGCAUCCAGACAAAUUGAUAUCGGUAGAAAUUCACCUAUAAAUUGUUGUAAAUAUUUUUGA